AAAAAUGCCACUUGGAAAGUUGGACCUAGUCGAAGAGGAGUACAUCGCCGAAAGCGGAGAUCACACGCCAGAAGCCUCCCGGCUUAUGGGAAAUGGUGAUUCUGUAGUUGAAAACUUGAAUGGUCACACAAAUGGGGCAGUUGCGAAGAAGAAAAAUGAGCCAAGGGUGCCGGAUAUGCAGUUGGGCAAAUGUCGCUAUGUAAGGUUACAUGACAAUGUAAACUAUGUCGCUGCUGCAAUUAUUCUACGGAACCAGGGAGACGACACAGAGGUGCUCCUAAUCCAAGAGGCCAAGAAAAGUUGUCGUGGGAAAUGGUAUAUGCCUGCCGGACGGGUAGAAGCUGGUGAGACAAUUGAAGAAGCAGUGGUACGAGAGGUUAAAGAGGAGACUGGGUACAGUUGUGAUGUUGUGGAACUCCUGUCACUACAAGUUCAAGGAUCCGGAUGGUAUCGAUAUGCUUUUUAUUGUAAUAUUACAGGCGGUGACCUGAAAACAGAACCCGAUCAGGAAUCCCUAGCCGCAGAGUGGUAUAACAUCAAGGAUCUCAAAGCCAACAAGGUUCAGUUAAGAGGCCGAGAUUUCAUCCGACUAGUCGACGAGGCCGUCACAUACCGAACACACGGCCCCGUCGAUUCUAUUCCACGUGUAAUGCCGUUAAAUCAAAACGUUGCUGGAUUAUUUUUGGAGUUUAUGAUUGUCAAGCACUCUAGGGAUGGGCUCCGAACCGAGGUGCUCGUGCACAAGUCGAUCAAGGACGAGACGUACCUGCUGGAAGAGGAACAGCCAUUCCCAACGGUGGAAUUUGGGUUCGAGUACUUCUUUGCGAUGGUUGUAUCCAAGUGUUAUAGGCAUUUGCUCGAAGAAGGUGCCAAUGUAGUAUUUACACCGUCUCACGUGACGCGGAUAAAAUGCCACCCAAAACCAAUGGAAUCCCUGGCGCACGGAGUCUCAAUAAGGGUUUACUGCGAGCACAAGCAAUCCGCUUCAAAAGCCAUCAUUCGGAGUCCGCGGUAUCACUGGAUAUCCGUCGAAUCACCGGAGACACGACAGCGAUUUCACAUGGCUCAGAAGCAAUUCCGGCCGUCACUUCAUAUGCUUUAAUGCUUUUGGUUUUCUUGAAUAAACAUUUGAAAA
Molecule: messenger RNA, 1135 nt
Organism: Caenorhabditis elegans
Lineage: Eukaryota; Metazoa; Nematoda; Chromadorea; Rhabditida; Rhabditidae
Gene: ndx-1
Product: Putative nudix hydrolase 1
Exons: 9
Coding region: 5-1102 (365 amino acids)
Molecular function (GO): hydrolase activity; nucleoside diphosphate phosphatase activity
Source: RefSeq, marked reviewed